CCCGCAGCUCCGGGGAAGCCGAAGCCGCCGAAUUUUCACACUGGCCCGAGAAGCCCGUUCAGUGACUUCAGGAGCUGCCACCGGCUCUCAGUCUCUGCGUUGCCGACCCGGGGAGGUGACAAUAAUGAACUUUUGGAUGAGUUACUUUUUUGCUUUCACCGCGUUCAGUGUGCUUAUUUUUGUGAUCGUCUACCACAGCCAGCUCAGCUUGCCCCAAAGUUUCCAGAGGUCGAACAGCUCCUCGGCAGGGACAUUGGCAGUCGCUUGCCCUUCGGCCUUAGAAACGAAGCCCACCUUUCGGUGGUGGAACACGGUGCCAACCCCCGUGGGCAGGGUCCCCUGCCAGGACUACCUGAGCCAGAGCCACUACAUCACCAGCCCCCUGUCCGAAGAAGAGGCCGCCUUCCCUCUGGCGUAUGUCAUGGUGAUCCACAAAGACUUCGGCACUUUCGAAAGACUUUUCAGGGCCAUCUACAUGCCCCAGAAUGUCUACUGCGUUCACGUGGAUGAGAAAGCCCCGGUGGAGUUUCAGAAGUCGGUGUGGCAGUUACUGAGCUGCUUCUCAAACGCCUUCGUGGCCUCCAAGAGAGAGAACGUGGUCUACGCGGGCUUCUCCCGGCUGCAGGCCGACCUGGACUGCCUGGAGGAGCUGGUGGCCUCCCCGGUGCCCUGGAAGUACCUCCUCAAUACCUGCGGGCAGGACUUCCCCCUGAAGACCAACCUGGAGAUCGUCCGGUACCUGAAAGGAUUUAAGGGGAAGAACAUUACCCCCGGGGUGCUGCCCCCAGCGCACGCAGUUCCACGGACGAAGUAUGUCCACCAAGAAUAUAUAGGCAAACAAGGGUCUUUUGUGAAAAGAACAAACAUCCUGAAAACCUCACCCCCGCAUCAGCUAACCAUCUACUUUGGCACGGCCUAUGUGGCCCUCACCAGAGACUUCGUCAACUUUGUUUUGAAUGACAAGCGAGCCACUGAUCUCUUGCUGUGGUCAAAAGACACCUAUAGUCCUGAUGAACAUUUUUGGGUGACACUCAAUAGGAUUCCAGGAGUCCCUGGCUCCAUGCCGAACGCGUCGUGGACCGGCAACCUGCGAGCCGUGAAGUGGGUUGACAUGGAGGACAAGCACGGCGGCUGCCACGGUCAUUAUGUACAUGGCAUUUGUAUCUAUGGAAAUGGAGAUUUGAAAUGGCUAAUUAACUCACCAAGCCUGUUUGCUAACAAGUUUGAGCUGAACACGUACCCCCUUACAGUGGAAUGCCUAGAGCUGAGGCUUCGAGAAAGAACCCUUAACCAGAGUGAAACGGCCAUACAGCCCAGCUGGUAUUUUUGAUGACUGACUGCAGCUCAUGCCACAAGGGGAGAGCCAUGCUUUCUUCCAAGAGACGUUACCUUGGUGACGCUGAAGGCUCCGGGAUGCCGGACCGGGCUACAUAAUUCUACCUGAGAUAUCCACUGGACACUGUGAUACACUGACAGGGUGGUGGAGGGGGCCAGUCUGGCCAUUUCCCUCCCUCACUUUCUUCCUACCUUCUUUUCCUUCCUUCCUUCCUUCCUGUCUCUUCUCUUUCUUGUUUUUUUGUUUUGUUUAUUUUUGAGACAGGGUUUUGCUAUGUAGCCCUGGCUGCCUGAAUAAUCAGUAUGUAGCAUAGAGUGGUCUUGAACUCGCAGCAAGCCUCCUGCCUCAGCUUCUUAAGUGCUGGAGUUACAAGUGCACACCACCACACUUGGUUAUGAAGUGUGGCCUGGCCAGUUGCUAAUGCUCACGUCUGUGUUUGCUAGUUACCGCUGCGAUCAGAGAGAUAUUUAAAUGCCAUCAGCUUCACACCAGACCCUCACCAUAUCCACAUAUUCUCUUAGGAGGGGGAGUAUAGAUCAGAACUGCAUUUCUUUGCAAAGGAAUCUCUUAACAUAUUCCCAGUCACUGCUCUACUCAACCACACAGCAGCAUAUAAGCAGCUUUCUGGGAACUCACCAGUUCCCUUUAAACAGGAACAGAUCUCGAAGGGCUGAGGGUCUAAAUUAAUGUGAGAGCGCACUUGUCUGACAUUCAUGAGGACCUGAGUUGCAUCUGCAGCACCAGAAAAAACAAAUACUUACAAAAAGUACCAGGUAUAGUGAAUUCAGGUAAGCAUGGGCUAGUGCGAGACCCUACCUCAAGAAACCAAACCAAAACAAAAAACAAAACAAAAACAUAUAUAUCCAUACAUACACACUCUCUGUCUCACUCACAGCAGGUGCCAGGCGGUGAUCUCCGUCUGUGCAUCAGCAUUUUCAGCUCACCUGUGUCUUAGGUUCUGAGUGUAAUAUGUGUAUCACGAAGCCACUACUGAGAGACGAGCACUGAGCACCGGACCGUUAUCCACACUGCAGGAAAAAAACCUCCAGGGACCCCAGACGCUUCUCAGUUAUAUACCAGGAUGUUGUCUGAGCUUUCUUCCUUGUUUCCCACGAGAACAUGGGAACAUCCUCACAGGAAGGAAGGAAUUCUUUCCCACAGGAAAGGUGACGUUGCACGCGUCUAGUCUCAGGUCUGGAACCUCUGAAUGAAUGAGUUCUUCUGGGGCUCUGUCACCCCAAAGCUUUUUUUUUUUUUUCUUUUUGAGAGAGGGAUGGGCAUGCCAAGGCCUUCUGCUGCUGCAAAUGAAUGCCAGACACGUGCGCCCCCUUGUGUGCAUGUGCAACAUUGCAUGCUUGCAUCUGGCUACAUGGGACCUGGAGAUUUAUUUGAAUGUGAGUUCUUAGGCUUCACCAGCGAGCGCUGUAACCGCUAAGUCAUCUCUCCAGCCCCUUGCACAGCUUUUGAUGACACCAUGACCUUCUCCGGGCAGCUUGACAAUGUGUGGUACUGACAGGAAUGCCUGGAUUUUCAAGAGAUUUUGAUUGGACACCUGUGUCACGCACCUGUCUUCAUUCAUUGAGUCCGUCAGCCCGCAUUCAACAAAAACCUCUUGAGCUGCGUGUGGUGGCACAUGCCUUUAAUCCUAGCACUUAGGAGGCCGAGGUAGGAUCGCUGUGAGUUCGAGGCCAGCCUGAGACUACAUAGUGAAUUCUAGAUCAGCAUGGCCUAGAGUGAGACCCUACCUCAAAAUAAAAAUAAGUAAAUAAGUAAAUAAAAAGCUUCUUGAGUGCCUAUGACCCUCUAGACAUGUACUAGGACAAGAGGAAAAAUGUGACGGACUUAUUAACUGUAAAACUCCUGGCAGUGAUGGCAGCGUUGGGAAGGCUGCUUUGACAGUCUUACACAAUGGCCACACUUCCCACUUUCCUAGGCAUGGUGGGCAUUGUGGCAUCGGGCUGUGGAGACCGGUGACUAUACCAACAGUGAGGUCAGACACUAUUCAAAGGACAGGGAGAAGGAAACAGCACCCAGGUCGGUGCGCGAUCUGCCAGCUCCUCCCUAGCCAACCUGGUUCAGUCCGCUUCCGAGGUUUAUGUGAAUACUCCAGCUUUCUAGAUAGAGUGACAAGUCUUGAAAAUGUUCGUGACCAUUAAGAAACAAAUUCUCUUGGAAUUUGGCUUCUCAGCUUGUUUCCUCAGGUGGGUUACUUGAGAGAAGGUAAAUAAAGGCAUAUGUAGCACCCCAGAAAAGGUAGACUUAAGGAUGGGCUCAGUGUCUGUAUUGAGAGAAGUCUUGCUCUCAGAAAAAUGGGGAGUGAGCGUUCAUACUCCUGUAAUCCACUGCAUUCCUAACUACUUAUUCUAAUGAGAGAAACAAUUACUGCACAUGGCUUAAUUAACACAAUUUAAUACCUUUGCUACAAUCGCACCUGCUGAAUGUUAAUCAUCUUUAAAGGGAAUGACUGAUGUAAAAUUUUCUUAUUCCUGCUACUGGGAAAAACAAAGCUGGGCAUGGUGGCGUACGCCCUUAAUCCCAGCACUCGGGAGGCAGAGGUAGGAGGAUCCCUGAGAGUUCAAGGCCAGCCGGGGUGAGUGCCAGGUUGGCCGGGGCUAGAGGGAGACUCUACCUCCACAAAGUGAAAAUGAAGAAGGCCAAGGCUGAAAUCUGAACCUUAUUUCAAUCUGUUAUUUAAAUGAUGGGCUAUGAGUAGAAAUGUUUCCACUGGCUCUUUCUCACAUAGAGGGAGAAAUUUCUCUGGAAUAGAAGAUGUUUACAUGUCCACUACUGGUCACCUCUUCUAUGUCUUAAAUCCUUUACUAUCAGCAAGGUGUAAUGUUGGAGCUAGUGGGUUUCUGCUAGCUUGUGGGCACGCCCUGAAACUACUGUAUCCAUCUUGUUUUUGAUGAUGUUUUCUGUGCGUGUGUUUUUUUUUUUUCCUCUUGGAAAUAAAUUAAUAUAUUGUUUUCCAUC
Molecule: messenger RNA, 4309 nt
Organism: Jaculus jaculus (lesser Egyptian jerboa)
Lineage: Eukaryota; Metazoa; Chordata; Mammalia; Rodentia; Dipodidae
Gene: Gcnt2
Product: glucosaminyl (N-acetyl) transferase 2 (I blood group)
Exons: 3
Coding region: 125-1330 (401 amino acids)
Biological process (GO): transforming growth factor beta receptor signaling pathway
Cellular component (GO): membrane
Molecular function (GO): acetylglucosaminyltransferase activity
Source: RefSeq, a predicted model, not a curated record